UACCUUCACAGUGUCAGGUUCUGUGGUGUUUUAUCUCUGGAGAGGCUCGCACCUUCUUGCUUUUGGGAGAAUAAAGUUUCUACAAAAUGGCAUCUGAAUUUUACAACUUUUCUGCUAAGCUCCUAUCGGGGGAGACGUUGAAUUUUUCGUCGCUUCAAGGCAAAGUUGUCUUGAUUGAAAAUGUGGCGUCCCUCUGAGGUACGACCACCAGGGAUUACACCCAGAUGAACGAGCUCCAUGAGCGCUACGCCGCCAAGGGGCUCGUUAUCCUGGGCGCUCCCUGCAACCAGUUCGGCCAUCAGGAGAACUGCAAAAAUGAAGAAAUCCUGUUGUCCUUGAAAUACGUCCGUCCUGGGAAUGGUUUCGAGCCGAAGUUCCGGCUUUUGGAGAAGUUAGAAGUGAACGGCAAAGAUGCGCACCCUUUGUUCGUUUAUCUGAAAGAGAAACUACCUACGCCCAGUGACGAACCCUCCUCCCUCAUGAAUGACCCCAAAAGCAUCAUCUGGAGCCCUGUGUGCAGGAAUGACAUCGCCUGGAACUUCGAGAAAUUCCUGAUCGCUCCAGAUGGGAUCCCCUUUAAACGCUACAGUCGCAGAUUCCUGACAAGUGAUAUUGAGGGGGAUAUUAAGAAGCUGCUAAGCCAGGCACGCUAGGCAAGGCUAGGCUAAGCUAAAAUACAUGGAAACCGUCCAAAGCAUCUGUGCUCUCAGUGUGGUUAAUGGGUUUGUGUCCUGUGCUUUUACUCAAUGAAGCUGUCCUCUGAAGCCACUUGUGAGGAGGGCAUCUGAUCAAAUGUAAAAUGCAGGAGUUGGCAGAUGUAUUGGCUGCAUAGAAAGCACAGGAAUCAUGUAGACGAUGAUCAAUAAAGUUUUUAACACAAAUUCAAAA
This is a messenger RNA of Boleophthalmus pectinirostris (great blue-spotted mudskipper), 888 nucleotides long. Its product is annotated as glutathione peroxidase 1-like. Lineage: Eukaryota; Metazoa; Chordata; Actinopteri; Gobiiformes; Gobiidae. The transcript is spliced from 2 exons. Gene Ontology annotation, molecular function: glutathione peroxidase activity. Gene Ontology annotation, biological process: hydrogen peroxide catabolic process; response to selenium ion; response to hydrogen peroxide. Gene Ontology annotation, cellular component: mitochondrion; cytosol. The record is from RefSeq and is a predicted model, not a curated record.